Messenger RNA from Sparassis crispa, 2082 nucleotides. Its product is annotated as Protein CASP. The record is from RefSeq and is a predicted model, not a curated record. The transcript is spliced from 17 exons. Gene Ontology annotation, biological process: intra-Golgi vesicle-mediated transport. The coding region runs from base 1 to 2082 and encodes 693 amino acids. Lineage: Eukaryota; Fungi; Basidiomycota; Agaricomycetes; Polyporales; Sparassidaceae. Gene Ontology annotation, cellular component: Golgi membrane.
AUGGCUUCAGCCGAGUAUAACUUCUCGGGGGCAUUGUCGACCUGGAAAGACAUCAACCUCUCUGAACUACAAAAGACCUUGGAUGCUCAAGGUGUUGAACUCGUCGAAAAUCAGAGGGAGAGCGUAGUUGGUCGCAAGGCUCUUGCGGACCGCACCAAAGAAUUUAAAAAGACCUCGGAUGACGAGAAGCUCAAUGUUUUCAAGGGUCUGCUGAAGGCCUACCAGACUGAGAUAGACAGCCUCACAAAGCGGUCGAAAUCUGCCGAGAACGCUUUCCUGAAUGUGUACAAGGUCCUGGCAGAGGCACCCGAUCCAUACCCCCUUCUAGAAGCUGCAAUUGAUCAGACCGUCAAAGUCGCCGAAGCCCGCGAGCUCGAGACUGAGCUUCAGCGUGUGCGUGAAGAGAAUGCUGAACUUCGCCGGCGGAUCAAUGAGUUUGUCCCGCUUGAAACUGCCAAAAAGAAGGCAGAUGCUAGGGUCGAACAGCUUGAACAGAGGAUGGAAGAUUUAAUUCGGGAUAAAGUUACGCAAAAGGAGAACGAGCUUAAUGCUACCUACGACGAGAAGAUGCGCAAUUACGAGGAGCGCGAACAGGACCAUCAGCGACAGGUGGCGCUGACGAAGAGCCAGCUUCGUGAGCUGCGUAUGUCUCACGAGUCCAGCCAAGCGAAAUUGCUUGACCAGAGCCAGCGACAAGACCAGGAGGUCGUAACGAAGCUAGCCGAAUUGGACAUGGUGGUUAUUGACCUUGAACAUGCCAAUAGCCGGGUGGCAACCGUGGAGCGACGGAAUGAACUUCUACGCGCCGAAAUUGAAGGCAUGAAAAGUGGCAAUGAGCGCAGCGAUCAACUCAAGGAACUGGAGUCCAAAGUAUCCGAUCUUGAAACUGAGACAGACCGACUUUCUCAGGCCUUGGAAGCCCAGAAGGUGGCGACAAAAGCUGCACAGGCGACGGCUGCAAAGAAGGCCGAAGAAGCCGCGAAAGAACUGCGGAAGAAAUCCAACGACGUCGACCAGCUGAAACAGAAACUCAGACAGUAUGAUGACUAUGACGAGAUCAAGCGUGAGCUCGAUGUUAUGAAGUAUGUUGAAUUUGGCGGGCUGGAAGAGGACGACGACUUCGACGGCACAGCUUCUGGCAAUGGAGAUGCGCUUGGUCUACACCUUCCGGAUCCCAACGCAGAGAAAGCGAACGCACAGCGUGGAAAGUCUUUAGAAGUCCUGCUCGCGACAAAAAACAAGCGCAUACUAGAAGAACUGACCAAGUUCCGUAUUCUGCAUGGCGAAUUGGAGGCUUCACUUCGGUCUACACAGGCCGAUCUCGCAUUUACAGAAUCGGAGCUUGAGAAGCAACGUGUUCUGAACGAGAGGUUAGAAAAUGAUCUUCUCCACAUGGACCAGCGAAAGACCAGCGGGGAAGCUAACGGUAAACGUAUUCCUGCGGAUUCGCUGGCCGAUGGAUCGGGAACAGCGGAUGCACUCGCAGGCCUCGACCUUGGUGCUCAAAAGCCCAUUUAUCCAUACGCGAGAACCGCUCCAACACUAUUUGCUCCAUCUGCUGAUACCUCAAUACUACCGAUUGUCACGAGUCAGCGAGACCGAUUCCGACAACGAAACGCUGAGUUAGAAGAGGAGCUGCGCAAACAAUUUAACAUCAUUUCUGACCUUCGAGCGGAGAUCAAGAGUUUGCAGGCAGACAAUCUGAAGCUAUAUGAAAAAGUGCGUUACAUGCAGAGUUAUCGCGAAGACACGGCUGCGAGGCCAUCGACGCUCGACCCUAUGCCGUCUACGGCUGCAGGACGUGCUGAUGAUAUGGGUAAAUAUCGCGCGAGAUAUGAGGAGGCUAUGAAUCCCUUCCAGGCUUUCCGAGGAAGGGAAGCAACCCGAGCAUAUGAAUCAUUGAACGUGCUGGAGAGAGGUGUGCUGGUCUUGACGCGAGCCAUCCUCGGCAACCGACGCACGCGGACUUUUUUCAUCUGUUAUGCCAUUGUCUUACAUCUGCUUGUCAUGGUCACUACAUACCAGUGCACCAUGUCCUCGGACUCGCAUCUGCAACGUCAACCCGGUCCAUACAGUUCAUAA